CAGUAUGCGUCAAAUUUUCACCAAGCCAACAAAUUUUUUUUUCAUUAUCGCGGAGUUUUUCAGUAAAAAAUGGGAGAUCUUACAGUACAGUAGGUGCUUAUCAACGGCUACUGAAUGCCUAAUGUGCUGAGUGAAGUGUUGCUUCUGCAAAAUUAUUUAAAUUUUAUCAGACAAACGUGUGAAGGGAAAAUUAAAAUUAGGCAAAAAGUGUAUGGGAAAAAAUAAGAAAUAGAAAGGAGGAGGAAAGAAAAAAAAGAAAGACAACAAUUUCAAAAUGCUCUUCGCACAUUUACGAGAUUGAGGAAAGAUUAGAUUUUUUUUUAAACAAAGUUGAAGCAGAGGCAACAACAGUGCUAAGUAGUUGGUUCUACCGUAGGCGCAUACGAUUAAAAGAAAAAAACAAAAAUUAAGAUAAAUAUUGCACAAGUUCAGAGAAGAAGGAUCUAGAUAGGGAUAAGAAGUAUCUAGAAUUGGAUUUUGCGUGAUUAAGUGAGUAAAAAUUGAGGAGGAGGGGAGGACACAAGAAGGAAAGUGCAUUGAUUUGUGAAGAGAAAGACUAUCAUGAGAUCGACAGUGAAGCACUUGUUGCACUGUUGCUUAUUACUCGUGAUAAUUGCUGCCUUUGAAGUGUACUCUGGUGCGAUACGUCUCGAUGAGAAUUCUUUUAUAACAAUUGAUCCACGUGAAGAAUAUGGGGAUAUUUGGUGUGUAGCACUGUACUUCUUGCGCCUUCUAACACUCCUGACACUACCACAAGUGUUUUUCAACUUUUGCGGUCUCAUUUUCUACAAUGCCUUCCCGGAUAAAGUUGUACUUAAGGGAUCACCACUAUUGGCACCAUUUAUUUGCAUACGGGUCGUGACACGUGGUGAUUUCCCAGAUUUAGUUAAGACAAAUGUCAUGAGAAAUAUGAACCUAUGCCUGGAUACAGGUCUGGAAAAUUUUCUCAUUGAAGUGGUUACAGAUAAACCACUAAAUCUGCCGAAACACCGAAGAAUACGGGAAAUUGUUGUGCCAAAGGCAUAUAAGACAAAAAGUGGAGCUCUCUUCAAAUCACGUGCACUGCAGUAUUGUUUAGAGGAUUCUGUGAAUGUACUAAACAACAAUGAUUGGAUUGUUCAUUUGGAUGAGGAGACACUUCUUACGGAAAACAGUAUUCGUGGCAUUACAAAUUUUGUAUUGGAUGGAAAAUAUCCCUUCGGUCAAGGCCUUAUAACCUAUGCCAAUGAAAAUGUUGUUAAUUGGCUAACAACACUAGCUGACAGUUUUCGUGUGAGUGAUGAUAUGGGAAAAUUACGUUUUCAAUUUAAAUUUUUCCACAAGCCCCUCUUCAGUUGGAAAGGAAGCUACGUCGUGAGUCAGGUGGCUGCAGAGAGGGACGUGACUUUCGACAAUGGUAUCGAUGGUUCUGUGGCUGAAGAUUGCUAUUUUGCAAUGCGUGCAUUCAGCAUGGGAUACACAUUCAACUUCAUCGAUGGUGAGAUGUAUGAGAAGAGUCCUUUUACCCUCAUGGAUUUUAUUCAGCAGCGCAAACGUUGGCUCCAGGGUAUUCUGUUGGUGGUGCAUUCAAAGGGUGUACCGAUGAAAUACAAAUCUCUCCUGUGUUUGAGUAUCUAUUCGUGGGUCACGAUGCCCCUAGCGGCUUCAAAUAUCAUUUUUGCUGGUCUCUAUCCUAUUCCAUGUCCACAAUUUUUUGACUUUCUCUGUGCAUUCAUUGCAUCUGUCAAUAUCUAUAUGUAUAUUUUUGGUGUGAUUAAAUCCUUUUCGCUGUACCGCUUCGGAAUUACAAAGUUUAUUUUGUGUGCUGCUGGGGCUAUUUGCACAAUACCAAUUAAUGUCGUUAUAGAGAAUAUUGCCGUGAUUUGGGGAUUAGUGGGCAAAAAGCACAAAUUCUAUGUGGUCCAAAAAGAUAUUAGGCCUUUGGUCGCAGUAUAAGAGAUCAACAAAAUAAAAAAAUAAAAACCGAUAUAGUGUAGAAGAUUAAGGAUGAAAAAUAAAGGAAACUUUAUUCGUAAUGUAUAUAAAGUUGCAGCCUAUGUGGUUUACAAGUGGCCAAUUUAUUUAUUUUUUAUUUAAAUUGCCACAGAUUUAUGAGAGAAUUGAUUUUUUUUUUAUUCUUUGUGAAUAAUUUUGCACCAAAUAUUUAAAGAUAAUGUAUUAGGGAAUAGUUUUUUUUUUGCAAUAAGUAUUUGUAUAUUUGUACACACGGUAGAGAAGAAGAAGAAAAAAAACAAGAAAAAGAAAAUAAAAUACGAGGAAAUAAGGAUGUAUAAAAGUGCUUUUGGGCACUAUGAUAAUGUUAGUAUUACGUCAAAAAUAUAUAAGAGAAAAAACAACAUCCUUUUUACGCGUAAAACUAUAAAUGAUUUAAAUUUAAAAAGAAAAAUCGAAAAGACGAAUUAGAGAAGCUAAAAAGUACAUUUGGAUAUUUGCCUGAAGUAAAAACAAAAAUUGAAUUUUGUAAAAUAUUUUUGAGUUCCUUUUUUUCGAAUUAUUUCUUAAAAGUUAAAAAUUUAUUUACUAAAUAAAAGUUAAAGUCCGCCCACGAGACAAAAUCAAGCUUCCAUCCAUCACAGUGUUAUUUAUAAAAAUAGUUUAUAAAACAUUUAUUUCGAACUUUCCAUUAUCAUUUUUUUUUUGUAUCAUAUUUUUUUAGAUAACAUUUUUUUCAAUAUGGCUCCAGCACACCUUUUAGAUCAGUCAAAUUUCAUGAAAUCAAGAUUCAUUUCUCUUUCUUUCUCAAAAGACUUGCAUAAGUCUAUCCCACUCUUUCGGUCUCGAAAUUGGACUGAACCAAAUUUAAUUUAGUGUGAUGUUUAAAGGAAGAAGAAGAGUGCGAAAGAGUAAGAUGGACAUAUGCUAAACUUUUAAGAAAGAAAGGGAUGUGAAUUUUGAUUAUAUGAAAUUUGACCGAUCUAAAAGGUGUGCCAGAGCCAUAGUGAUCAUUUUUGUUUUAGUUUUUUUUUUUUCGAAAUGCAAAAGAACUUAAUUUUCAAAGCAGAAAAAAAUUCUUAAAUAUAUUUUUUUCUAUUAGAUAAAUCUUUUCUACAAUAGUUCAGCUUAUAAUCAAAAUAUAGUGAAUAGAAAAGACAACACACAAUGUGCUUAAUGCUGAGUUUUUAAAUAAUAGACAAAUAUUAAAAAAAUAUAGUUACUUUUCAAAUUGAAACUGCACAAAUAAUACAAAGCAAAGAAAAAGUUUUUCAGGCUCUAGAAAGGUAAAAAAUAAAUAAAAUUAGUGAAUUGCCAAUGAGUAGAAUCUCUCGGAAGAAAUAUUUUGAAAAAAAUAUAUAUAAUUCAAAUAGGUUUUAAUAGACUCAUUAGGAGUUUCGACAUUCCCUGAUUUGCUGACUAAAUAUGAUUUUUUUAUAUCAAUUAGAAUAAACCUUCAAUAAAGAAAAAACAAAGAUUAGACAUGCAAAAGCAACUCUAGGUAGAAAUUUUCCCAUCAAAUUUAGGAAAUUCAAAUUAUUAUUAAAAGAAAAAAUAAUUAAAAUACGACUUGGCAGUAGUGUAAAUUCGACUAUUAUUUUUUAAGACUAUAAUCUUAGGUUUAAAAAAAAAGGAAUAACAAAAGAAAAUCUAGUCGCGUUUUUAUCACUUGAAAGAAAUUCUUGUACAUAUUUUACACAAAAACAAAAAAAAAAGUGGAAGAAGUACAAUAGAUAAUUAUAUAUUGGAUUUAUUUCUUGAAAAAAUAAAAAAUGAAGAAAAAAUGCAUGAUGAACAAAUAUCUGAACAAAUAAAUAAAUUCUAUUGAAUAAAUGCUUGAGUUUAAAGAUAUUCAAGACAAUUUUGAUGAAGUGAUGGACUAUAAUUAUUAGGCAAUUGACAAAGAAAAAACAAGAAGAAAAAUAAACUCUCAAAAUGAGAGUUGUUUUUUUGAUCAAAAUUUAAAUAGGUUUUCUUACUUAAUUGUUGAAAAUGUUUACCGAAAUGCACUGUAAAAAUGUGGAAAAUUUUGAAAUUGUCAUUGAAAUAAAUGAUUAUGUGCAGUAAAAAAAA
Molecule: messenger RNA, 4005 nt
Organism: Phlebotomus papatasi
Lineage: Eukaryota; Metazoa; Arthropoda; Insecta; Diptera; Psychodidae
Product: beta-1,4-mannosyltransferase egh
Exons: 3
Coding region: 562-1935 (457 amino acids)
Cellular component (GO): cytoplasm
Molecular function (GO): beta-1,4-mannosyltransferase activity
Source: RefSeq, a predicted model, not a curated record